AUGCCCGUGGGACUGCGAGAAUGCUUUUUUAGUGUGUUAGCUUUUUCGGAGGGAACAUCUUUGCAGCAGAAUAUCAUUAGGUCGGCGGAUGCUCUACUGGCUGGUGGAGACGAAAAUGAUUUGAUUGGGCCUCUUAACGACGCGGCGAAUGUCACGGCGGCUGAUCUGCUCUCUCCGCUAUUGGAGAGGUUCGAAAUGGCAAUUGAGCAUCUGGCGGCGCUCUGGCUAGCCGCAAAGUUUUGGGGGACCUCCACGCAUCGCGUGUCCAUGCUUUCUUUGGUGACGGAUAUUCUUGAAACGGGUAUAUCACGCGAAGCAGACGAUUACGGUGUGCCAUUGCAGUACGCAACAGAGAUUGUGAACCGGCUUUACAAGGCAGAGAUGGUUCUUCUGAGGCGCAGCAGAUACGUCGUUCCUUGCGUCUAUGGAUGCGAGUCACGUUUUUGA
Messenger RNA from Trypanosoma cruzi, 447 nucleotides. RefSeq lists its product as uncharacterized. Bases 1 to 447 code for a protein of 148 amino acids. The transcript has a single exon. The record is from RefSeq and is a predicted model, not a curated record. Lineage: Eukaryota; Euglenozoa; Kinetoplastea; Trypanosomatida; Trypanosomatidae.